Messenger RNA from Pogonomyrmex barbatus (red harvester ant), 4258 nucleotides. RefSeq names its product ATP-binding cassette subfamily C member 4. Gene Ontology annotation, cellular component: membrane. Lineage: Eukaryota; Metazoa; Arthropoda; Insecta; Hymenoptera; Formicidae. Gene Ontology annotation, molecular function: ATP hydrolysis activity; ATP binding; ABC-type transporter activity. Gene Ontology annotation, biological process: transmembrane transport. The record is from RefSeq and is a predicted model, not a curated record.
AUACAAUUUUGUUAUAAGAAUCAAUGUAAAAAAAAAAAACACAAGAAGCAUGUAUUACGUACUUGCGUUUGUACAACAUACGGGACAGUUAUCGUUAAUGCUUUUUUGUACAUUAUUAUCAGUAAUGCCUAAAGUCGAUAUGAAAAGCAGCGACACAGUUACUGAUGAUUUCAGUAAAGGAUCGACUAUUGGAAAGAGUGCCUCGAAUCGGCAAGAAACAGAAGGAGAAAGAUCGAGAAAGAGAUAGAAAAAGUGAAAAUAAGAAUGAUCUGAUCGUUUAAACUUUUUUUUUCUUGAAUUUGAAGUGUCGUCGACUGUAGAAUUUUCGAUAGUGCAGACAACAUGGAUAAGGACACAAGCGAUAUGAAGAAAAGCCCUAGGGAAUCCGCAAAUAUCUUUAGCGUCCUAUUCUUCUGGUUUGUUAAAACUUUUGUCCAUUUCUACAAAUAUGUUAAUCAACACAAACGCCUUAACGCAUUUUUUUUGUCCAGAUACUGGAAACGCGAACUCGAGAAGCUGAAGAAUCUGGAAUAUACUGUGGGCAAAGAUGGGCAGAAAGUACCGUUGAAAAAGAACGCCCGCCCACGAUUAUAUAAAGCGAUAUUCUACGCUUUCUGGCUGCCAUAUUUCAUAAUAGGGAUUUACUCAUUUAUCCAAUGUUGCGCGGUGCGCGUAAUAGUGCCGGUCCUUCAGGGUUGGAUCAUCGACUACUUUGAUAAUAAUUCGAACACGGACUAUAAGAUAGAGAGGGAUGAGGCACUGGUCUACGUCGCCUUCCUGAUCAUUUGCAACAUCAUCUCCGUUAUGAUAAUGCACCAUGCGCUAAUGCUCUCGCAGCAGAUCGGCAUGAGAGUUCGCAUCAGUUGCAGUUCUCUCCUCUACCGAAAGUUAUUACGGAUAAAUAAAGCAUCCAUGACUCAAACUGGUACUGGGCAAAUUAUGAAUCUUCUUAGCAACGAUGUUACUCGUUUCGAUCAGUUGACAAUGUUUUUGAAUUAUGUGUGGAUUAUGCCAUUUCAGAUCGUGAUAAUAGGAUAUGUAAUGUGGGAUAAGGUCGGCAUUUCGCUUUUUGUUGGCGUUGGAUCGCUGUUAAUUAUCAGCUUAAUCGUACAGGGAAGCGUUAGUCUUCUGAGCCGUAGUAUUAGAGCCAUGAUUGCCCCACUGACUGAUCGAAGAGUGCAACUGAUGAGCGAGCUCGUAGCUGGGAUACAGGUGGUGAAAAUGUACGCUUGGGAAAAGCCGUUCAGUAAGAUCGUGUGCAUGACCCGAGGAUUAGAAAUUAAAAUAAUAACCUUCUCGUCGUAUGUGCGCGCCACAUAUCUGGCUAUCAUAGUGUUCACUGAGCGAAUUAUCCUUUACUUCACGCUAAUAAUGUUCGUCCUGACGGGAAAUAAUCUGACCGCCGACGUGACGUAUGUAAUGGCGACUUAUUUCAACAUUCUCCAGCUGACUACCGCGUUGUACUUUCCACAAGCGCUGAUACAGCUGGGCGAGUCAAUGGUUUCCAUGAACCGAUUGGAGGAUCUGUUGUUGAUGAACGAGGUGAACAUACAAGAGACGGAGAAGACGUCGCAAUCCGAAUCUCGGAGAACAAACGGGACGGCUGAGGACGCGGAGAAUCCAGCGGACAGGUACAUUUCGAAAGAUGGAAGUGCCGAGAUCGCACAGGCGUCGCCCGAUCUUCCGGUUUGCGUGAAGAUUCAGCGCGUUUCUGCCAAUUGGAUCAACGGCCAGCUGCCGCCGACGUUGUGCAACAUCAGCCUGACCAUCCAACCGGGUACGCUAUGUGCCCUGGUCGGUCCCGUGGGUUCUGGCAAAUCGUCUUUGCUCUAUUUGCUGCUGAAGGAGCUGGACCCCGGUGCGGGAACGGUGAUCCUCACUCAGGACUCUUUGAAGAACAGCCUUCAAGGUACCCUGAACAAUGGCUACUUCACGAAUAACCCGAAUCUACGGAUCUCCUACGCCAGUCAAGAACCCUGGCUCUUCGGUGGUACCGUAAGAGACAAUAUAUUGUUCGGCCAGCCCUAUGACAAAGUCAGAUACGCCCAGGUAAUUGUCAAAGUUCCAAGUAGUCGCUGCAGAUGCUAUCCAUUAUUUCUCUUAUCUCGCAUAUUAAUAUCAAUAACUUCUUCCUACAACUUCGCGGUUCUCGACUGUAAUUUUAGAUCUGUCGUUUGUUUCGUCACUGUGCAGUACUCGGACAUCGACGAUUCGGAUUACGAGGAAAACCAACCGGAGGGCGAAAUGAUGGCGCGUGGCCGUUUGUCUGGCAAAGUGUACAAGGAAUAUUUGUAUCACGGCGGCAAUUACCUCGUCCUGUUCAUGCUGCUGUUGUUAUUCGUCAUCAGUCAGGUAGCCACCACUGGGAACGACUACUGGCUCUCAUAUUGGACCAGCUUGGAAAACGUCAGACGUAACAAGGGUACGCAACAAGUUGAGAAGGAGUACGAGAGCAUACGCAAUGAUAGCUUCCUUGGUUCAAUCUUCACCCUGGAACAGGAUGGCUUGCUCGGCACCGUAGAUGCCAUAUACGUCUACACAUUUUGCAUCGUUGCCUGCACCAUCACCACCCUGCUGCGCAGUUUUCUGUAUAUGAAGAUCUGCAUGAAUUCGAGCCGUAAUCUUCAUAAUAUUAUGUUCUUCAAUCUUCUGCAGACACGGAUGUCCUUCUUCCAUAACAAUCCCUCCGGGAGAAUUCUGAACAGAUUUUCAAAGGAUAUCGGCACCAUGGAUGAAUUUUUACCUAAAAUAAUGUUGGAAGCAAUUCAAGUGGGCUGCGUAGUGUGCGGUAUAAUGGUUAUGGAGGCGAUAAUUAAUGUAUGGAUGCUGAUACCGAUAGUAAUACUAAUCAUCUUAUUUUUCUUUGCAACAAAGUUUUAUUUGAAAACUGCUCAAAACGUUAAACGUCUUGAAGGCGUCACGAAAAGCCCAUUAUUCUCGCACGUGAAUGCCACAUUGAACGGUCUGCCGACAGUUAGGAGCAGCGGCGCUGGAAUUGAGAAAAUGAUGCAAAGGAAAUUUGACAUGUUGCAAGACCGUCAUACUGGUACAUGGUUCCUCGUCUUAACUUGUGGGACGGCUUUCGGUAUUUUUAUGGACCUCAUCAUGUGCCUAUUCGUCGCUUGUCUUUGCUUCCUCCUGGUGCUAACGAAUGAGAAUGACAGCACGGCCGGCAGCAAAGCUGGUCUGGCAAUAUCGCAAUCGAUGAUUUUGAUCGGUUGUCUGCAAUACGGCCUAAAACAAUCUACUGAGACAUUAUCGUUGAUGACGUCCGUGGAAAGAAUUCUUCAGUAUACGAAUCUUCCUAAAGAAGAGCCUAUCACUUCGAAGAAACCACCGCCACCCGCAUGGCCGUCUCAAGGACAAUUGGUUUUAAAGAAUGUCAACAUGAGAUACAAUAAGGAUGAUCCACCGGUUUUAAAGAAUUUGAACCUGUCCGUCGAGCCAGGCUGGAAAAUCGGCGUGGUGGGUCGGACUGGUGCUGGCAAGUCCUCCUUGAUCUCGGCUCUUUUCCGGCUGUUCAACGAAGGUCUGGAAGGCGAGAUUAAGAUUGACGAUUGGGACACAAGCACAGUGGGCCUGAGCGAUCUGCGCUGCAAGAUCUCCAUCAUACCACAGGAACCAGUACUCUUCUCUGAGAGUCUGCGCUACAAUCUGGACCCGUUCAAUCAGUACGAUGACAUGAGACUGUGGGAGGUGUUGCGUCAGGUCGAGCUGAACGAUCUUGCAUUGGACCAAGACGUCUCCUACGGUGGCUACAAUUUCAGCGUCGGCCAAAGGCAACUUAUAUGUCUGGCUAGAGCCAUCCUGAGGAACAAUCGCUUGCUCGUUCUCGACGAGGCUACAGCCAAUAUUGAUUCGCACACCGAUGCCUUAAUUCAAGACACAAUAAGAAGCAUAUUUAAGGAAUGCACUGUCAUUACAAUAGCACAUCGUUUAAAUACCAUUAUAGACAGUGAUCGAAUCAUUGUGAUGGAAAAUGGUACUAUAGUGGAAUUCGGCUGUCCGUACGAGUUGUUGCAUAAUAAACCAAGCGGCUACUUUUCUCAAAUGGUGGAGAAGACGGGCAAUCAGAUGGCGCAGAGUCUUUUGGAACAGGCGAAAAAAGCAUGCGAAAGGAAUAAUGAUCAUCGUGAAUUGGCCCUAUCAACACAAAAUACCGAGGGCGAGAGCGACGUCACGAUCACAGAACAAUCUGCUCUGUAGAUUCUUUUUUGUAGAGAAAAAUAAAUCUAUAUACAUAAUUUAAAGACAUAAA